Molecule: messenger RNA, 1341 nt
Organism: Tachysurus fulvidraco (yellow catfish)
Lineage: Eukaryota; Metazoa; Chordata; Actinopteri; Siluriformes; Bagridae
Gene: crym
Product: crystallin, mu
Exons: 8
Coding region: 146-1093 (315 amino acids)
Biological process (GO): thyroid hormone metabolic process
Cellular component (GO): cytoplasm
Molecular function (GO): thyroid hormone binding
Source: RefSeq, a predicted model, not a curated record
UGUGACAGUGGGCGUGGCUUUUCACUGCUACGGUGGACUUAGCGUGCGCGUGCAAAUGAUAAACGUCUGACCGUGAUAAAGUCCGAAUUUUGCACGCGUGCACGCCGUAGCGAGCUUCUCCUCCUUGUUGAAUGGAGUUUUGAGGAUGAAGAUGGCCCGUGAACAGCCCGUGUUUCUGACCGACGACGUCGUUGCUCGGUUUCUUCGUUAUGACGAGUUGAUUCCGCGGCUGGAGGAAGUUCUGGGGAAGUUUUCCCUGAGUGACAGUACAGAAGUGGUGCAACCUGUGAGAUGUGUGGUCCCUAUAAACAAACACAACGGGUAUUUAGGGCUGAUGCCUGCAUACAUUACACAUGAGGACACUUUGUGUACGAAGAUGGUGGCCUUCUACAGACGGGAAGGAAACUUCACUUUACCUUCAGCUCAAGCCACCGUGUUACUGUUUAACCCUGAAUAUGGCAACGUCAAAGCGGUUAUGGAUGGGUCAGAUAUCACCCAUAAAAGGACAGCAGCUGUGUCAGCCAUUUCUGCUAAACUGCUGAUGCCCGAGCAGUCGGACGUCUUGUGCAUCCUCGGCUGUGGCCAGCAGGCUGUCAGCCAUUACGAAAUCUUCACGCAGCUUUUUUCCUUUAAAGAGGUGCGUGUGUGCAGCCGGAGACUGGAGACAGCCGAGCGGUUUGCUGUGAACGUCAAGGGUCCUGUAAAAAUCUUUUCUUCUGCUGAAGAGGCAGUGCGUGGAGCGGAUCUCAUCAUUACGGUCACUAAUUCUAAUGAGCCGGUGCUGUUUGGGGAGUGGGUUAAACCCGGUGCUCAUGUUGCAGCGGUCGGGGCUUGUCGUCCAGACUGGAGAGAACUCGACGACGCGCUGAUGAGAGACGCCGUGAUUUACGUGGACAGCAAAGAGGGAGCUGCAGUGGAGUCAGGAGACAUCAUUCUGUCUGGAGCAGAAGUGUUUGCUGAACUUGGAGAAGUUUUAAACGGAACUCGUCCUGCUUUGCGCAACAAGACGACGGUGUUUAAGUCGCUGGGGAUGGGGAUACAAGAUGCAGUCGCUGCUAAGCUUGUGUUUGACAAGUGGAAGAGCAGCCAGUGAAGUAUCAGCCUGGACACGAAGAAUCACCAGCAGUACAAUUAUAACAACUCUAAUUUGUAAAAUGGAACACAGACAGACAUGAAGUAAAUCUAUUUAACAGACACGAUGACAGUGGGAACUGAUUUUAGAUGAACUAACUGCUUAACACUUGUAUGAAAUCACGAAUACUAAUUUCUACAGAUUGUUACAGUAAAAAAUUCAAAAAAUCUCACAAGAAAAAUAAAACAUCUAUUUGGAACAACUCUUAA